GUUAUCAAAUGUAGGGCUGCGAUUGCGUGGAAGGCUAAAGAGCCUCUCGAAAUCGCGACGAUCGAAGUACAACCUCCUAAAGCUCAUGAAGUUCGGAUAAAGGUAUCAUUUCAGAUUUUAUAUACGGCAAUUUGUCACACUGAUUCAUAUACUUUGGAUGGUCACGAUCCAGAAGGUGUCUUUCCGUCGAUUCUUGGUCAUGAAGGAUCGGGUAUAGUUGAAAGUAUUGGUGAUGGAGUUGCGAGUGAUCAUGUUAUUCCCUUAUAUAUUCCACAAUGCAAAGAAUGUGAAUUCUGCAAGAAUCCUAAGACCAAUUUAUGCCAGAAAAUUCGGGUAACUCAAGGAAAAGGUUUAAUGCCCGAUGGUACAUCUCGUUUCUCAUUUAAUGGCAUAACACUUUAUCACUUCAUGGGUUGCAGUACAUUUAGUGAAUACACUGUGGUCGCCGAUAUCUCUGUUGCUAAGGUGUUGCCAAAUGCACCACUUGAAAAAAUAUGCCUUCUAGGCUGUGGGAUAUCGACGGGUUAUGGCGCAGUAUUGAAUACCUGUAAUGUUGAGCCUGGUUCGACCGUGGCAGUUUGGGGCCUUGGCACGGUGGGCCUUGCGGUUAUAAUGGGUGCGAAAUUGGUUGGCGCAAAAGCAAUUGUUGCAAUUGAUAUAAACAGCGCAAGGUUUGAAGCUGCAAAGCAAUUCGGUGCCACUGACACUAUUAAUCCCAUGGAUUUAUCGGAAAAGGAUUUUCAAGCUUAUAUAAUGGAGAAAUUUAAUGGUGGAUUUGAUUACACUUUCGAAUGUGUCGGCAAUGUUGUGACUAUGCGUCAAGCUCUUGAAGCAGCACAUAAAGGCUGGGGUGUAUCAUGCAUCAUUGGUGUUGCUGGUGCUGGCCAAGAAAUAUCCACACGACCAUUCCAACUUGUUACUGGUCGAACAUGGAAAGGUUCUGCUUUUGGAGGAUGGAAGAGCAGAGAUGCUGUACCUAAAUUGGUAGAAAAAUAUUUGGUUGGAGAAAUAAAAAUCGAUGAAUUCAUAACGCAUCAAAUGGAAUUCUCUUAUAUUAAUGACUCAUUGAAAUUGCUUCGCUCUGGAAAGAGGUUGAUUUUUGAAAAAGAAAUCCAUUUAUAA
Messenger RNA from Dracunculus medinensis (Guinea worm), 1122 nucleotides. The record is from the annotation of a GenBank genome assembly. NCBI's taxonomy places the organism in Eukaryota, Metazoa, Nematoda, Chromadorea, Rhabditida, Dracunculidae.